Molecule: messenger RNA, 903 nt
Organism: Neltuma alba
Lineage: Eukaryota; Viridiplantae; Streptophyta; Magnoliopsida; Fabales; Fabaceae
Product: TMV resistance protein N-like
Exons: 1
Coding region: 1-903 (300 amino acids)
Biological process (GO): defense response
Molecular function (GO): ADP binding
Source: RefSeq, a predicted model, not a curated record
AUGGCAAAAGAACAAGAAUAUAUUAGAAGGAUCACUUGUGAAGUCUCUAAAAAGAUCAAUCGCACACCAUUACAUGUCACCAAUUAUCCAGUUGGACUUGUGCCUUGGGUCCAACAAGUGAUGUCACUUGUAGAUCUUUGGCCCAAUGAAGAAGUCAACAUGGUUGGAAUUUGUGGCAUUGGGGGAUUAGGUAAAUCAACAAUUGCAAGGGCUGUUUAUAACUCAAUCGCUGAUCAUUUUGAUGGUUUAUGUUUUCUUUCUAAUGCUAGAGAAACUUCUAACAAGCAUGGCUUGCUGUAUCUUCAAGAGAUAUUACUUUGCAAAUUAGUCAUGGAGAAAGAUCUUAAAUUGGGAGAUUCCGAUAAAGGAAUUUCUAUUAUAGAACAUAGGCUUCAUCAAAAGAAGAUCCUUUUGGUUAUUGAUGAUGUUGACAAAUUGGAGCAAUUAGAGGCUCUAGCGAGAAGAUGUGAUUGGUUUGGUUUUGGAAGGAGAAUCAUAAGUACAACUAGAAAUAAGCAUUUGUUAGCAUGUCAUGGGAUUAAAAGAAUUUAUGACGUCAUGGAAUUAAAUGAUGAAGAAGCUCUUCAGUUGUUUAGUUGGAAUGCCUUGAAAAAGGAAAAUAUAGAUUUUAGUUACCUUGAUAUUUCAAAUAAUAUAAUACUUUAUUCAUGUGGCCUUCCACUAGCCUUGGAAGUAAUUGGCUCUGAUUUAUGUGACAAAAUGAUUGAUGAAUGGAAAUAUGCAUUUGAUAAAUACCGAAGAAUACCAAAUAAACAAGUUUUUGAAGUCUUGAAAUUAAGCUUUGACACUUUAGAGGAUAGAGAGAAGGAGAUGUUCCUUGACUUGGCAUGCUUUUUCAAAGGUGAAAAAUUAGAUGUCAUAAAAACAUUGCUUAGUUUCUGA